UUUGUGAACUCCAAGGCCACAAGAACACAACUAUUAAGUUUCACCCGAGAGAUUUCCUUUUCAAACGGUAAAAUGAAAUGUAAGUGAUUCAAUUUCACCAGUGAGAAGCCUUUUGACUUUGCUAAGGAGAUACAGCUUCACAAUUAUGUUCAUUCGUUAUACUAACAAUGGAGGUCAGAGCUUCAGCUGUGGAGGACGUGAAAGCAUUGGGACCUAUUAUGCAGCGCGCAUACACAGAAUUCAACCUCUCUGUUGGGAUUCCUCCUUCUGUAGACUUUGAGACAGUAGAGAUUGCUGAAGAAAUUCUGCACCGGAUUUUCCUGUCUCCAAAAAGCUGUGGAAUUACUGCCUUGGACAAGGCCUCAGGCCGACCAAUUGGAGCCGCUUUCCUCCACUUUGUAGGAGAGAGUCUUCAACAAAUUGGACCUGUGUUUGUUGAUCCUGCCCAUAGCAAAAAAGGAGUAGGGAAGGCAAUUAUGAGUGCCUUGAUAGAGAGGGCAAAUGCUACAAAUGCUAAAUCCAUCAGCCUUGUUCAGAUUGCAGCAAAUACAAAGUCUUUCUCUCUAUAUGCAAAGUUGGGAUUUCGUCCCAUUGAAUGUGUCACCUACUUUCAAGGUUCAAUGAAUGAGAAAUUAUGUACUUGGGAAAUCAAGAAUGAAGAGUUUAAGGUAUGGCCUAUGGAAGACUCUGAUGUGCGCCUUUGUUCAGAGCUUCAUAGAAGUGUGUUUGGACAUGAGCGAGAGACAGAUAUACAUGAGAUGUUCAAUGUGUUUCCUGCGGACGCAUGGGUAGCAGUGAAAGAUGACAUAUUACAAGCAUAUACAACAGGCUUUAGUUUUGAAGGUCAUUCGAUAGCAAUAUCGGAGGUGGCAUUUGCAGCACUUUUCCAAGGAGUUUGUCAUCAAAAGCCUAAUCAUUCUAUGAGUAUCUACAUCCCUGCACGCAUCUAUCCAUUCUUAAUAGAAUGGGCACUCAAAGGAGGACUACAGAUAAUACGACAAUGUUGGGUAAUGGCUAUUGGACAACAUCAAACACCUCUUCCAGGGUCCAUAUGGUUGCCAAAUAUUUUAGGCUGACUUGAUACUAUUUGUGUAUCCAUUAUUUUUAUACCAUGUAGAGAAGGAGAAUAUUAUGUUCUUAGGUACAUAUAAAAAUUCAUAGUGAACUAUAUGAGAUGAUUUAAAAAAAAAAAUUAUAUACCUAUGACAUGAUAAGAUUUUUCGAAACAAAGUAACGAUGUAUGCAAUAAAUUUUACUAAUAUAAAAAGUAUUUUAGGAAAA
Messenger RNA from Cryptomeria japonica (Japanese cedar), 1281 nucleotides. RefSeq lists its product as uncharacterized. The transcript has 6 exons. Bases 168 to 1076 code for a protein of 302 amino acids. Lineage: Eukaryota; Viridiplantae; Streptophyta; Pinopsida; Cupressales; Cupressaceae. The record is from RefSeq and is a predicted model, not a curated record. Gene Ontology annotation, molecular function: acyltransferase activity, transferring groups other than amino-acyl groups.